Messenger RNA from Aspergillus campestris IBT 28561, 3301 nucleotides. Its product is annotated as antibiotic synthetase. The record is from RefSeq and is a predicted model, not a curated record. The transcript has a single exon. The coding region runs from base 1 to 3132 and encodes 1043 amino acids. Lineage: Eukaryota; Fungi; Ascomycota; Eurotiomycetes; Eurotiales; Aspergillaceae.
AUGGAUCUCUCCAACCACAUAUCACUCUUCGAUACUAAAGCAACUGCCCUGACUAGCUGCACCUCGAUACCUCUAGAUGGCGAACGGGAUGACUCUUUGGGCUUGGCUGGCGCCAUUUACCGGAGAGCCCAGGAGAACCCCAGUGCGCCGGCCAUUGAAUUCGACGGCGAAACAAUCAGUUAUGCGCAACUACACUGCCGUGCAGCUUUGCUUGCUAAACAAUUGACCCGAAAGGGAGUUAGCCGGGAAGAGGCAAUCGGAAUCAUGACCGGAACCGGGUUCGAGCAGAUCGUGGCCCAGGCUGCGGUGGUUUAUGCCGGGUGCACUUGCUGCGCUCUCGACCCAACACUGCCGUUCGCGCAGCUGCAAUAUCGCUUGACCAACGCCGGAGCUCGGAUCUGUCUGGUCGAUCAGGAAAACAGCAAUCGGUUGAAGGAGUUCGAGGUGAUCGCGAUCCGACUCGAGGGCAUCACGCCGAGCCAAGUAACCGCUGAGUUGGCAGUGCCGCCGAGGGCGAUGGGCACUGAGCAUCGAACCCACCUGAUGCACACCUCUGGUUCGACGGGCAAGCCCAAGACGGUUCAGAUCCAAGCAAGGGCUCUACUGCAUUUAUCUCGGGAUGAUCGCAAUGUGCCCAUCGGGUAUGAAGACCGGACGGCUCAGAUGGCCAUGGUCAGCUUCGAUAUCUCUUUGUUCGAGAUCUGGGUGACCUUGCUACGUGGGGCCACGAUUGUGCCCGUCUCUCGCACCCUGCUGUCGGACGUGGCGCGUUUGGCUCGCACAUGGCGUGAGCUUCGGGUGACUGUCAUGCUGGUUCCCGCAUCGCUGCUACCUAUGGUCGUCUUCGCCAUGCCCACCGUGUUCUCCGGCAUGCAGGUGGUCUAUAGCGGUGGCGAGAUGCCAAACCUUCCCGCGAUGAAGAUGGCCCUGGAGCAAGGGCCCCCCAACCAUCUUUUCAAUUGCUACGGUCCUACGGAGUGUUGUAUCUUCUCUCUCGUACACGAGGUCACCCUGAAAGACACGAAGAAUAGUGUUUGUCCGCUCACCCGGCUCAUCUCGGACACUCGGAUCGAGAUCCUGGAUCCCAGCGGCCAACCCGUGCCGGAUGGAGAUUCCGGUGAGCUCUUCAUCGGGGGUGACGGCGUGUCUCCCGGGUAUGUCAACCUGGCCGAUAAGACCGCCGAACGAUUCGUGACCACGCGCCAAUACCCGGCACUGCCUUCGGGCUGCAACUUCUACGCCACCGGCGAUCUGGUCCGCCGGACCGGGACCGGGGAGAUCUACGUUCACGGCCGCAUUGAUAACCAGGUCAAGAUCCGGGGGUACCGCGUGGAGCUGGAAGGCGUCGAGGCGGCUAUUAUGGACACGGGCCUCGUCACGACCACGGCCGCCUGCAAGGUACAGCGGGGCGAUGACGAUCUCGGGGCUGCCUUGGUUGCUUUCGUCAUUCCCAAGAACCCUAAUACGUUCACCCCAGACCAACUCACCGAUGCGCUGAAAGUGCAAGUAGCCGAGUACCUGGUCCCGCAGGUCGAGGUAUGCACCGAGAUGCCGCUCAACGGCCAUACCAAGAUUGACCGAGAACGGCUAGUCCGCGAGUUCCUCGAGGCCGCGACGAAGCGCCAAUUGGAGAUGGCGGGAACCCAGGACGCGUCGACAACGAUCAGCAGGCUCCGAAAGAUUUGGCAUUCCGUUCUGCCCGGCUGUUCACGGCACAUCGAAGACGGAGACACGUUCCACGCGCUGGGCGGCACCUCCCUCCAGGCCGCCAUGCUGCUGAUCCGCAUGAAGCGCGAGUUUUCCGUGGAAUUGACAGCCGUCAUGGUGUACGAGCAAUUUACGUUGGCUCAGAUGGCGCGCUAUGUCGACGAGGGUGGCGCCAAGUAUACGAUCCAUGCGGCACACAACCGGGCCUAUCGCCAGGACGUCGAUAUCUACAAGUCCCUGGCUCUCCAGCCUCUGUCGGGUCAGCCGCCGCAAUGGGACGGCCCCUUCGAGGGCCGCAUCUUUAUGACCGGUGCCACCGGGUUCGUGGGCGCCUUCCUGCUUCAAACCCUCCUGACCCUCCCCGAGGUCAAGAUGGUUGUGUGCCUGGUGCGGGCGAAAAAUGAUGAGAAGGCCCGAAACCGCGUCAUGGGGGUUCAAACACAAUAUAACCUGUGCCAAAGUUCGGUGGACUAUUCGAAGCUGGUCGCCGUGGCUGGGGACCUUGAUAGCCCAACCUUAGGGCUAGGCGGGGAGCUCUUCCACCAACUCGGCUACUGGGCCUCGUGCAUCUUUCAUUCUGGGGCGCAUGUCAACUACGCCCAGCCGUAUCAGUCUCACCGUGACGCCAAUGUCUUGGGAACAGCGAAUAUCCUCCGGUUCCAAGCCACCGGCCGGCCCAAGCGGCUGUUCUACCUAUCGACGCUCAAUAUCUACGGGCCCACCGGUCUGGUCGACGGGUACACUCGCGUGGGGGAGAACGAUCCGAUCACAAAGUUCAUGGAUGCCGUGCAGUACGACAAUGGCUACGCACAGAGCAAGUGGGUAGCGGAGAAGAUGGUCAUCGACGCCAUUCGAGACAACUUCCCCAUCAGCAUCUUCCGCCCCGGCGCCAUCUUCUGCCACAGCAAAACCGGCACUGGCAACGGGACGGACUUUGUCGCCCGUCUGAUGGCUAGCUGUAUGCGUCUCAAGCAUUACCCCACCAUGCCCCAGCAAAGCAAGAACUUCGUCCCCGUGGACUACCUGGUAGACGCUAUCCUGCACCUGUCCCGACAGCAGUGUAGCCUCGGGCAGGCAUAUAACGUCGUCCCGACACUCCACGAGCAGCCAGAAAAUGAGAUGAGAGACAUGUUUCACAUGCUCGAGAAGGCCUGCCAAACCCCAAUGAAGGAGAUGCCGUAUGAUAAGUGGCUGGAGCUGCUCAAGACCCUGGAUGACAACAAUGAUCCUCUCCGUCCCCUUCUCCCCAUGCUGGAGGAAAAGGUCUUCGAAAACCACUGCCGCUGGGAAAUGUACUCCAAAAUGCCCAUCUACGGAACCGAGAACUUGACGCGGGAUCUCCGCGAUGUGCCGGGCCUGGCACAGUUCCCCGUCUUGGAUCAACCCCUUCUCAACCGUUUCCUGUCCGAGCUCAAUCUGAUUUGAGUGGUGAACACGUUGGAUUUGACCUCGGGAUAUACAGUGCCCUAGGUUUCGGUCACCAAGUCGCGACAGAGAAUGUCAUAUUACCCUUUCCUCCUGAUUGUUUUGGUCAUGACCCGAUCUGCCUUAGCACAAUCAUGGAGUUAAUUUUCCCAGUGUCUAUCGAACCCCC